UAAGAUUGUUUUAUAAUACGUAUAACAAUGUGUUGAACUACUUCAACAAGUCUGCGUGUAAGAUAUGUGUUCCUGCAGAGCCAUAAUUGUUAUCCUCUGUGUUAAUGAUAGGUGGCAUGCUGUUGCUUCUUGGACGUGGGAUGCCCAGGAUGAAACUUGUGGGAUCUGUAGGAUGGCCUUUGAUGGUUGCUGUCCAGAUUGCAAGCUCCCUGGGGUUAGUUGUCCACUAAUUUGGGGGGCAUGCAACCAUGCAUUCCAUCUUCAUUGCAUCUUAAAAUGGGUGAAUUCACAGACAUCUCAAGCACAUUGCCCCAUGUGCCGUAGAGAAUGGCGAUUCAAAGAAUGAGAAAAAAAAAAGUGAAUGAGUUCCCUGAUGAAUUGAAUGAAUACUGGCUGUGUAUGUUAGUGCAAUAAAUGCAUUCUUGUUGCGACCUUGUGUUUAUGCAAGUAUGGAAGGGCUAGGCACAAAUGCAUUAAUGCGGACAUAUUGGGUGAUGGAAGGUGAGGAAACACUUUAUCAUAACGUUUUGUAGUUUAUCCAUGAUGAGAAAUGAUAAAUUAUAUAUGCUUCUAUACUAUUUGGUCAACAAUUGGAAACCAUUAAAAUAUGCCAA
Molecule: messenger RNA, 614 nt
Organism: Juglans regia (Persian walnut)
Lineage: Eukaryota; Viridiplantae; Streptophyta; Magnoliopsida; Fagales; Juglandaceae
Product: anaphase-promoting complex subunit 11-like
Exons: 2
Coding region: 65-346 (93 amino acids)
Biological process (GO): positive regulation of mitotic metaphase/anaphase transition; anaphase-promoting complex-dependent catabolic process; protein ubiquitination
Cellular component (GO): anaphase-promoting complex; nucleus
Molecular function (GO): ubiquitin protein ligase activity; cullin family protein binding; zinc ion binding
Source: RefSeq, a predicted model, not a curated record